Molecule: messenger RNA, 915 nt
Organism: Nelumbo nucifera (sacred lotus)
Lineage: Eukaryota; Viridiplantae; Streptophyta; Magnoliopsida; Proteales; Nelumbonaceae
Source: RefSeq, a predicted model, not a curated record
AUGGAGCUGCAAGAGGUGGAGAAGAAAGCAAAGGAAGAAGGUAAGGUGAGCGCAACCCUAGAAACUGAAAAGGAGGAGGAAGAGCAAUCUGAUUCAAAGAAAGAGAAAAGUCAACAGMCGCAAGUACCAUUUCCGAAUAGGGUAAAGCAACACAAUUUGGAAAAGGAAUUCGGUAAGUUUCUUGAAAUUUUUAAGAGUUUACAUAUUAGCAUUCCUUUUGCAUAUGCUUUAGCCCAGAUGCCACACUAUGCAAAGUUCCUGAAGGAGAUAUUAGCAAACAAAAGGAAACUGGGAGAUGUGGCUACAGUUGCACUGAAUGAAGAAUGCUCAGUAAUCCUCCUCAACAAGCUGCAUCGGAAACUGAAAGAUCCAGGGAGUUUCACUAUUCCUUGCACUAUAGGCAGUUUGAAAAUUAAUAAGGCAUUGUGUGAUUUAGGAGCUAGUAUAAAUUUGAUGUCAUAUUCGGUUUUUAAGAAAUUGGGGUUGGGUGAACCCCAACCCACUAGAGUUGCAUUGCAGUUAGCUGAUAGGUUCAUCAAGCAUCCUAGGGGAAUCAUAGAAGAUGCAAUUGUUAAAGUUGAUAAAUUCAUUUUUUCAGUAGAUUUCAUAGUGUUAGACAUGGAAGAGGACGUUGAUGUCCUGCUUAUCCUAAGGCAACCCAUCCUAGCUACAGGAAAGGCAAUGGUUGAUGUCCAAAAAGGACAACUCAGCUUUAAGAUUCAAGAUGAGGAAUUAACUUUUAAAAUGUCUAAUGCUAUAAAGCAUGCAUCUUCUAGUGAUGAUUCCUGUUGUAUGAUAGAUGUCAUUGAUUAUGCGGUUGGUGGAUGUUUUCAGGUCAACGGUCAGCACCUCAAACAAUAUAUAGCGGAUGGAGCAUUGCCUACCCCAUCAACUGUGUACCUAGAUGUUCAUUGA